Molecule: messenger RNA, 6271 nt
Organism: Corythoichthys intestinalis (scribbled pipefish)
Lineage: Eukaryota; Metazoa; Chordata; Actinopteri; Syngnathiformes; Syngnathidae
Gene: phex
Product: phosphate regulating endopeptidase homolog, X-linked
Exons: 23
Coding region: 85-2328 (747 amino acids)
Biological process (GO): protein processing
Cellular component (GO): plasma membrane
Molecular function (GO): metalloendopeptidase activity
Source: RefSeq, a predicted model, not a curated record
GGGAGGGAGUGACUUCUCCAGGAGGAGCUUGAAGAAGUUGGACCAGCAGCACGCUGACACUUUACCAGCUGACCUGAAGAUUAAAUGAUGGAAGCGGAGCAUUUAAGCGGCGGCGGAAGGGUCAAACCCGAGCGGGGCGACAACCGGCGCUACAAGACGGCCUUGAUUGCGUGUGCGUGCCUCUGCGCCGCUCUCCUCCUGGCGCUCAUCGUGGUGUCCCAAAGAAGUCAUCAACAGGAAUUCUGCCUGACUCCGGAGUGCAUAGAAGCCGCUGGAGCCAUUCUGAGCAAAAUGGACAAGUCGGUGGACCCCUGCGAGGACUUUUACACCUUCUCUUGUGGAGGUUGGCUGGAGGACAAUCCCAUUCCCGAAGACUCUUCAUCGUACGGGAUCUACCCGUGGCUACGGCAGCAAGUGGACUUGCGCCUCAAAGAGUUACUGGAAAUGCCGUCUGAAGCCCACGAGCUGGAGGCGGUGACUAAGGCUAAGACACUCUACCGAUCCUGCAUGAAUGAGAGCUUAUUGGAGGAGGCAGACGCUCAGCCGGUGCUCGGGACGCUCCAGCAACCCGACUUCCGCUGGCCCGUGUUGGGCGACGGCCUGGGCGGUGCCUUCCGCUGGUCUGAGCCCGACUGGAACCUUCUGCGCUCUCUGGCUAGCCUGCGUAACCAGCACGGCAAGAGCGUCCUCAUCCGGAUUUACGUGGCCCCCGACGACAAGAACUCCUCCAGAUAUGUCAUCAAGCUGGAUCAGGCGUCUUUAUGUCUACCCUCAAGGGAGGAUUACAUCACCAACACCUCUGCUGCACAGAUGUACCGCGCGGCUUUGCUGAGCUUGAUGGUGGACACGGCAGUCAUGCUAGGCGCCCCCCAGAAAGCGGCGCGGGUCCAGAUGGAGAAAGCGCUGGACUUUGAGACCAAGCUGGCUCACAUAAUAAUUCCCUACGAGAACCGAACCAGUGAAAACAUGUACAACAGAUACACGCUAUCAAGACUACAACGCCAGCUACCACAGUUGGACUGGUUGUUCUUUGUCAAAUCUGUGAUGGAGUUGGAAAGCGAGCCAUCUCUGGUUGUGUCCUCCUCGGAACCUGUCAUCGUUCGAGCACCGCAGUACUUCCGAGACCUGGUCAAGCUCAUUAACGCCACCGACCCCAGGACUGUGGCUAACUACGUCCAGUGGAGGGCAGUUUUCUCCAAGCUGACCACCCUCAGCCGCCGUUUCCUCUACAGAUACCUGGACUACGCCAGGGUAACCACGGGAACUACGUCUUUGACGCCGCGCUGGGACAAGUGCAUCAACUACAUUGAGAACACGCUGACCUACGCCACAGGCCGACUCUUUAUCGAUACGUACUUCCACGAGGACAAAAAAGACAUGAUGAACGAGCUAAUCGAUGGCGUCCGCUGGGCUUUCGUGGACAUGCUUCAGAAGGAGAACGAUUGGAUGGACGAGGCCACCAAAACCAGAGCUGUCGAAAAAGCUUACGCCGUUCUGGCUAAAGUGGGCUACCCCGAGUUCAUCCGGAACGACACCUACAUCAACGAUGACUUAAAGGAGCUGGAAUUCGACGAGAACGACUACUACGGCAACGUGCUGCAGACGCUCAAAUUCAUCGCUCAGUCCGACAUGGCUUGGCUUCGAAAGAAAGUCCCGCGCACAGAGUGGUUCACCAACCCCACUACAGUCAAUGCCUUCUACAGCUCAUCCACCAAUCAAAUAAGAUUUCCUGCUGGUGAGCUCCAAAAACCCUUUUUUUGGGGAAACGAGUACCCGAGGUCGUUGAGUUACGGUGCCAUCGGCGUGAUCGUGGGACACGAGCUGACGCACGGGUUCGACAACAACGGGCGCAAGUAUGACAAGGACGGCAACCUGGACCAGUGGUGGAGCAACUCGUCGGUCACGGCCUUCAACGAUAAGACGCAGUGCAUGGUGGAGCAGUACAAUGACUACUACUGGGAGGAGGCAGGGUUAAAUGUCCGCGGCAAGAGGACACUAGCGGAGAACAUCGCGGACAACGGCGGCAUGAGACAAGCGUUCAGGGCGUACCGACGUUGGGUCGACGAGAGCCGCGGCGGCGUCGAAGAACCGCUCCUACCCGGCGUGGGACUGGACAACAACCAGCUGUUCUUCCUCAGCUACUCCCACGUCCGCUGCAACUCGUACCGGGCCGAAGCGGCCAGGGACCAAAUUCAGACCGGCGCGCACAGUCCGCCAAAGUACAGGGUCGUCGGAGCGAUGAGUAACUUCCCCGAGUUCAGCAAGGCCUUCAACUGCCCUGAUUCGGCCGUCAUGAACAGAGGCCAACAGUCCUGCCGUGUGUGGUGACUUUUCCACUCGAGCCUGAAUCCUCGCCAAAAUUGGGACGAAUCCCGUCGCCAAAAUUGGGACCUCGAAACCAAGGCGGAGUGCCCAGAGAGCUCCAGUUUCAUGUGAAAGUAAUGCGGUUUGUAGUGCACGGUUCGUACAAGUGGAACUUUCUAGAGACUUGAAAGUAUAAUUAUGUUUUUCAACUUUAACCCCUUGGUGCCUGAAUUUACAUUUAACAUAUACAGUAUAUGAAUGAAUGAAUGAAUUAAUGCUUAAUUUGGACAUACAGUAUGCCAGAAGAAAAAAGAAAAAGCAAUUAAAAAAUCAGACAAAAGCAAUGAUACACUUUACAUAACAACAAUAGUCGAGACAAUAAUAACAAUAAUAAUAACAUAAUGUAUUUAAUAUACCCAAAAAGGAGUAGGCUAAAGAAUUUGCUCAUUAAAACCUACCCCCAUUUUCUAUUUCUCAAUUAUCAGUCCGUCAUUUGACUAGUCCUCAUACAGGUAGUGCACAGGUUAUGACGUACUUGACUUACGCGAUUUCGACUUUACGACGCCAGAGUCCCGUCCGCCAUUUUGUCUCCAGUCAUUUUUUGUUUUCUUUUCUUUUUUUACUUGCUAAACAGUACCUUAUUGUACCUCUCACUAUAUUAUUUUUUACUUUAUUAAUAUGAUGUGUUCUGUCCUCACUAAAUGUGAAGUUGUUCAGCUUUACAGCUAGCAAACAAGGCAAUUGUGCUUUUUGAAGCUUUUUGCUUCCUUCACUUUUGACAAUUUGUAAAGCUUUAGCACACAUUUGUACACUUAUAUUCAAAACCAGAGGCGUCGCAUCCCAUUAGGCAAACCAGGCAAUUGCCUUGGGCCCCCAGCCAGCAGGGGCCCCCAGAGGGCCAACAGAUUUAGCACAAACAGCUUUUCUGCACUGUUGCAGCGACAAGUGUUGGGAGUGUUUCAAUACCAUGUGCCAGGGAAGCUCAAGUUUGAACUCCGAGACAAGUGUUACCUCGAUAGCUAGAUUAGAGAAAUAAAUACGACCACGACCAUGGAUUGAUUUUCUUCGAAGGUUUAGUACAAGAGCUCUUGGGUACGGACACGGAAUAAUGCACAAAGUGCCUCUCCGCAUGUGGACAAAAGAGAGAUACAGGGCAUCCCUCUAUUUAUGGGUUGACACCAUAGAAACAAAAUAGAAACUUAGUAAAAACAUCUCAAGUUACAGAAAAACAUCUCUCAUCGGGGAAAACCACCUUAAGCUGUAACCUUGAAUCACAAGCUGUGGCCAGGAAGAAGUUUGAUAAGCCACAGUUGCUAUAUUGUACUCAUUCAGGGCAUAUUGGAAACAACAGGAACAUGACAGUCCAUGUUUGGGCAUAUUGACUACGUCUACAAUCGUCAAGGCCAUGAGAAGGCCCACUCAAAAAGAUGACAUCAGAUUAUUCUAACAAUGAUACUCUAUGCUAUAAUGUUCUCAUGCAAGCAUAACAAAAGCAUUCAACAUAUAAUAUAUAAUGGUUGUGUUUUAAGCAUGAAUAAAUUCUCUCACACCAUGGAAAAAUGAAUAGAAGUUAUCCUUCUGGAAGCGAAAAAGGAGGAGAAAAGGAAGCAAGACAGCGGUGAGUGUACUAUGUUACUGUAGUUUUAUGUUCUAAUGUAGUAGAAGCACUGCAAACUAGUAGUAGUAGUAGUAGUAGUAUUUUUAUGUCCUAAACUAAUUAACUGCCUUGACUUGUCAUAACUAGCUUGUUAGCGUUUGCUAACAGCAUUGCAGCAUGCUAGCGUUUCUUCAUACGUAAAGCUGUUACCUAGAACAUAAAAUCAGUGUUUAGAAUGAACAUACACACACAUUUUCAUCUGGGAUUUUUUUCUGAAGGUGUCAGUCUCCCCCAGGGCAGCUGUGGUUCCAAUAGAAGCUUACAUCCACUGAGUGUGGAGUGAAUGAAUAAUGCAAAUGAGGGGCACUUUCAGUGUCCUAAAACCGCUCUAUUAGAGCUAGGCGUUAUUAGACUUUUAUUAAAUAUGCUAUCGCUCCAAGUCCAACUGUCCCCCUUACCUGCACACACUCAAAGGGCCCCAUGUUGCUUGUUGCCUGAGGCCCCCGGGGACCCUUGCUACGCCUCUGUUCAAAACGAUACACAUUUUAACAAUAAAACACUUGACCCAAAACAAAUGCCCAUCUAAUCCGAUUAAUAUGUAGAUGUAGUAGAUUAAGGGGCCGUUUACAUGGUGACUCUCCGAGAAUACAAACAAUUUCAAAUUUGCAUUUGCAUUUGCGUCUCCAUUUGAGCAAUGUCGCAAUUCCGCUUGAAAACGAUGUAGUAUUCUUGCCGGGCCCUAGGAGGCAGUACAGAUUUACUGGGUGACAGAGAAUGAUGCACUCUGACCCCAACAAGCUCCCUCAGCCCGGAAAAAAAUAUGCCCGCCCACUCGAAGCAAUGUCAUUUUUCUUUUGUUCAAAAAGGCAGAAAAAUUUAACCGUUCAACAUAUUUAAUUUAAAAAUAUUAUUAAAACAGUAAAUUAAAGCCGACAUUCCCCCAUAUUUGCUGUUUUUAGCACCGCUGUGCACGCCCAAUGUGAGGUGUACGAGUGCUGACGUUAACAGCGCGGUCUCGCGCCGCAGGAGCCUUUGAUAUGCAUGCCGAGGAAGCCCCCCUCAAUCACCCGCAAUCGGAUUCUUCCACUUUGGAGGCAGGAUUCAGAAUUUUUCGUCUUCUCCGACACCAUAUGUACGCGAGGCAAGUCAGCAACUCAGUCAUUGCGUUUUUGUGUCGCGGAGUCGAAAUGUAAACUGCCCCUUAAUUAGCCUAAUUUGCCUAACAAAAGUCCGCUAUCCUAAAUGUUACGAAUGCGGACAUAUUUACAAUCCUCAUAGCAAAUCGCUCACACGUAACUCCACGAACUGUAGCUGGAAACGCAAUUACAAAUGCGUACACAAACAUAUAUUAGCUGAAAGAACUUACAGUCUUAUGAGGCCAAACCAGAGCACAGCUAACAUUUACCCAUGUCAGACAUCGGAGUCUGCUUCUCGCCAAGAGGGUCCUGGAUUUCGUUCCAACCAAUGAAGAGGUCAUGUUUUCACCAAUCUGAUCUCCUACAAGUGUAAUCAGUUGAUUGCAGUCAGGUGCUGCUUGUUUCAGCAGAAAAUUCAUUGGUUAAUCUGAUUGCGCUGUCUUGGUUGAAAUGAAAUCCAGGACCCUCUUGGCCCUUAGUGGCAUUGGUUUGACACCCCUGAUAUAGACUAAUCCGAGUAGAGAUUUGUGGAUGCCGCUCUCUAGUGGUGGCCACCAUUACUUGGGGUGUUAACACACUUCAGUAGCAGCCCAGCUUCACUUAAUGUAAACAAUAAUGUUAGAUGCUGCUGGAUUUUUUUUUUAACAAAUUCCUUUUUCAUUUAUUUUAGAAAUCUAGAAAAUUAGACAUUUUGAAAAAUCUUUUAUUAUAUAUAUUUUUUUAGAUAAAAUACAUUUUGAAUUCAUUUUCUGUAUUUGCCUUUUUCUUUCAUUUGCUACUUUGGGUUUUUCUCAUUUUUAGCUGUAUUUCUUCAAUGUAAUUUUCUAUAUUUUGUAUUAAUACUAUUUUUAAGUACUUGUGUGUUCCUCCAAAAUUUUUAAUGUAUAUUUGUUAACUAUAAAUUCAGACAUCAAGGGGUUAAACACCAAAGAAUGAGCAAUAAAUAGCAACAAUGAGACUCUUUUUUUUUUCUGUUUUAAAACUUUAUUUAUUUCUAUAAUUUUGAAUUUCACAAAACAAUCAUAGUUUUCACUUUUUAUCAGAUUUUUAAAUGUUUACCAAAGUACAGUAAUCUUAAGACAAAAUGUGUUUUGGAUGAUGAACUUUAUACGAAUAAAUUGUUUUUAUAUCUCAUUGUACUGACAAUAAAACAUUUUUUAAACGAUAUUAUAUUAUAAAUUCAUAAAUCAAAACAUGAUUUUGAAUGUAGAAAGAAACAUCUGUUAUAAAGACA